AUGUCUGCUAUUCAAUGCUGUGGGUUCAGGAAAUGGAAAAAUGGAGGACCCAUCUCCUCAAGAAACUCCCAAAGAAAGAUUAUUAUGGAGAUUCAAUUGAAGAAGUUGUUGGAAUAUGACCUACGGACCAACAUUGGCCUCGCUUUUCCUAGUCUUCAAGUACUUCUCUUGGGAGGGAAUAGAUUCACAGGAGUCAUCCCAAAUACUUUGUCGAAUGUGUCAAACCUUCAGAAACUCGACAUACCAUUCAACAAUUUCACUGGAAAUCCCAUGAGUUUUGGAAACCUGCAGACCUUGUUUUCCCUCAAUGUUCCUGAAAAUCUACUAGGAAGUGGUGCAGUUGAUGAUUUAAACUCCCUCAGUUCUUUGGCCAAUUGCAGCAAGCUAGAAUUCCUAGAUUUCAGCCACAACCUGUUUGGAGGAGAGUUAACCACCUCCAUAAACAAUCGGACAACUCAGUUGAACUGCAUACCUACACAACUCAUUAGUAUUUCAUCUCUUGGAUUCCUCAAUUUGUCUCACAACUCCUUGGCUGGUGCCUUACCAGCUGAAGCAGGAAACCUGACAAAUCUUCUUGCAGUUGACGUCUCAUACAACCAAUUGUCUGGUGAGAUUCCAAGCAAGCUAGGGCUUUGUUUGUGCUUGUUACUACUUGGUAUGCAAGGCAACUUCUUCCAAGGAACCAUUCCUAAUCUGGAUCAGACAGGUUCACAUGACUUGGAUCUUUCCAGCAACUACUUGUACGGACAGAUUCCUCCGUAUCUUGCUAAUUUUUCCUCUUUGCUAUAUCUGAAUCUAUCAUACAACCGUCUAGAGGGUGAGGUACCCAUAGGAGGAGUGUUCAAAAAUGCAAGUGCUGUUGAAAUUGUUGGAAUCAAUAACCUUUGUGGGGGGAUCCAAGAGCUGCAUUUGCACCCAUGUCAUGGACCCAAGCCUGCGAAAAAAAGGAAACAUGUUGGUCUCAACUUGAUUCUCGUUAUUGUCAUUGUCUCUUCUUGUUUAGCUCUAUUGUUACCGUUACUUUUACUGUUCUCAAGAGGAAAGUUGAAAAAGAAACUUUAUUCCACACCUUCAUUUGGCAUCUUCUACCAAACGAUUACUUAUAAAGGGCUACUUGAUUCGACUGGUGGAUUCUCUUCAGGCAAUAUAGUUGGCUUAGGUAAUUUUGGUGCUGUGUAUAAAGGAACUCUUGGACCAGGUGCAACAACUGUUGCUGUUAAGGUACUCAACCUACAGCAAGAAGGAGCUUCCAAAAGCUUUAUGGCUGAAUGUCAAGCGCUAAGAAAUAUUCGGCAUCAGAACCUUGUGAGGAUCCUAACAGCUUGCUCAAGUACUGAUUUUGAGGGAAAGGAUUUCAAAGCUUUAGUCUACCAGUUUAUGCCCAAUGGCAGCUUGGAGAAGUGGCUACAUCCAGAAUUUGGACAAACACAACGGAGAGUUCACUGUUAUCUCAAGCCAAGCAAUGUUCUUCUUGACAAUGAUCUGACUGCUCAUGUAAGUGAUUUUGGUUUGGCAAGGUUCCUUUCAAAGUUCAACAAGGGAGCUAGUUUGAACCAGUUCAGCUCACUUGGGAUCAAAGGAACCAUUGGGUAUACUGCUCCUGAGUUUGGCGUGGGUGGGGAGGUAUCGACUCCAGGGGAUGUGUAUAGCUUUGGUAUUCUCUUGCUGGAGAUGUUCACCGGAAGAAGCCCAGUUGACGAACGAUUCAAAGAUAGCUUCAACCUUCACAACUUUGUCAAACAGUCAUUGUCAGAUCAGGUAAUGGAGAUCGUAGCUCAAUCUUCUCUGAAUGAAGAAGUGGGACAAGAUUCAACAGAUAUAGUUGAAUGCGGGAGUGACUCAAAAAGUGAACAAAAAGAAUGCUUGAUUUCUGUUUUUCAAAUUGGACUUCGUGUUCAGCAAAAUCUUCACAUGAUAGGUUGGACAUGAGGCAUGUUUUGAGGGAACUACUUAAAAUCAGAGAAAAAUUUCUAGGAG
This is a messenger RNA of Ilex paraguariensis (yerba mate), 1977 nucleotides long. NCBI's taxonomy places the organism in Eukaryota, Viridiplantae, Streptophyta, Magnoliopsida, Aquifoliales, Aquifoliaceae. The record is from the annotation of a GenBank genome assembly.